This is a messenger RNA of Sardina pilchardus (European sardine), 1102 nucleotides long. RefSeq names its product aggrecan core protein-like. The transcript has 5 exons. Bases 1 to 1059 code for a protein of 352 amino acids. The record is from RefSeq and is a predicted model, not a curated record. NCBI's taxonomy places the organism in Eukaryota, Metazoa, Chordata, Actinopteri, Clupeiformes, Clupeidae. Gene Ontology annotation, molecular function: signaling receptor activity.
AUGCUGUUGCGAGCUGGCUACAUCCAGCAAGCGCUGCAUUUCUGUGAGUCAGCGGGAACAACACUGUUGUACUCUGAGGAGGUCAACCAUGGAUUUCUGGAGGACUUUAUGAAGCUUUGCUCAGAAUUCCACAGCAGCCAGCGGGACUUUGUUGCACCCAAAUGGAUGGACGUCCUCAGGGAGAUGGCAGAGAAGAUCCUUCUGGAGAAACAGCACGGGUGUGUUAUCAUCAGGGCACCUAUGAAGGUCAGGGCUGUAAAGGCUAAAGUGGCCACAGAGCAGCCUGACACGGCCUCCACCUCUCCUGGCCAUCAGUCUGGCACUGCCACCACCACCUCAUCUCCUGACCAGUCCUCUGAUGACCAGUCUGGCACUGCCACCACCUCAUCUGAUGACCAGUCCUCUGAUGACCAGUCUGGCACUGCCACCACCGCAGCUGGUCCCCAGACUGACUCUGACACUGCCACCACCUCAUCUCCUGACCAGUCUGGCACUGCCACCACCUCAUCUCCUGACCAGUCUGGCACUGCCACCACCUCAUCUCCUGACCAGUCUGGCAUUGCCACCACCGCUGCUGGUCUCCAGUCUGGCCCUGCCACCACCGCUGCUGGUCUCCAGUCUGGCCCUGCCACCACCGCAGCUGGUCUCCAGUCUGGCCCUGCCAUCUCCUCUCCUGACCAUCAGUCUGAUCCUGACACCAUCUCUCGCGACCAAGAGACCAAACCUCAGAAAAAGAGGAACAAGCUCUCUUGUUCACGCCGGGGAGGUAAUCUGGCUUCUGUGCACAGUUUUGCAGAACAUAACUUUAUUCAAGGACUGAUACGGGCACACACUAAUGAUUCACCUUUCACUUGGAUUGGGGGUUCGGAUGCUGAGCAGGAAGGAAUCUGGUUGUGGAGUGAUGGGUCCAGAUUUACAUUCAGCUACUGGGAGCAAGGUGAACCCAACAACGUCCGUGGCGAGCACUGUCUUUAUACAUAUGCUUCAGGUUCUACAAAGUGGAAUGAUGAGUCCUGUCAUGAUGCGCUUCCAUCCGUUUGUGCAAGAAGACUUAUUUGAUCAUAUUUUCACUGUAUUUCCCAUGGCAAUUGUGGUCUUUGUC